AUGGAGUUCGAUGAAGAGGUAAAUGAAAAUUUAAAAAUGCAGUUUAAGGCUCUGCAGGAACAGCAGCAGAAAAGGAUGCAAAAUCUGAUGGAGAAGAAGAAAGAAAAGCAGCAAAGCCUGAAAACAAACAAGGACAGUCAAAAUGAAGCCUUUGGAGUCAAAGAUGACCUGGAUUUAUCCACUGUGGGCAGUGAGAUGCCGAAGGAGGACGUCAGUAAAAGGUUGCUUGAAAACGAGAAUGAGCAGCUCCAGAACCAGCUUCGCGAGAUCGUAGAUGAAAAUGGCAGGCUGUACAAACUGUUGAAGGAACGAGACUUUGAAAUUAAGCAACUCCAUAAGAAGAUGGAGGAGGAAAGACUGGCUCUAAUGGGGACAUCCGGCUUAGCAGGAGAUGUUGCAGCCACUAAAAUUGUUGAACUGGCAAAACAAAACCGGCACAUGAAUGCAGAGAUUGAAAAGGGGAAAACCAAAGUAAAACAGCUGAAUAAUAGAAUCAAAGAACUGGAAAAAGAAUUACAGGUAUCAGCUGUCAAACUCCAGUCACAUGGCGACACUCAGCCUGCUCGUAAAACUGCAGAAGCACAUUUGAGUCCAGAGAUGAAAGCCUUGCAACACAAACUUUCAACAGCCAACCUCAAAGUGUCUGAAUAUCGCAACGAGCUCCAGACCGCAAAGCAAGAGCUUAAGACAACACAGAAGCUUCUAGCGAAUGAAAUCGGAGAAGAUGUCAGCGUUCAAAAUCUGCUGUCCACCCCCGGUAGCUGGCGUGGGCGGGCUCAGCAGAUUCUUGUCCUACAAGGCAAAGUCCGGGAGCUGGAGAGUCAGUUGGGGCACGGCAAAAGCAGGCUGUCGCAGAGCAGUGCUGACGAAGAAGUGCUCAGCUUUACAGACCCCAGGAAGAAAUCUGCCCAGGAGAAGAACCUGCAGCGGAUUCGGAGCUUGGAAAAAGAAAAGAAAGAAGCCCUGGAGAAACUUACAAGUGAACACGACGCCCUCCAGAAGGAUCAUGAGGAUGUGAAAAAGAAGUUGGAUGGUGCCAAAGCGAGGAACAAGGUGUUGUCCAACGAGGUGAAAACCCUGAAGGAACAGAUCUCGACCCUGUUCGACAAAGGAAAGCAUGACAACGAACUCAUCGAUGCUUUACUGAGCCAGCAGAAGGAAAUGCAGGUCAUCCUAAAGAACCUGAGCCAGCAGGAUGAAAGGAGCAAGGAAUGCCAGCAGAGCCUGGGGAAGCAGCUAAAUGUUGAGGUACAGAAGCAGAACUGCCUCAUAGAACAGCUGAAGCAAAUGGUGGCCGAGCGAGAAGCCAAGGUGAAAGAGUUGGAGGAGAAAGUCAGGCAGCUCACUUUGCAGCGUCACCUUCAUCGACCAGAGGAAAGCAUUUCCGAUUCCGUUUCUUCACUGUCUGCAGAGUCUUUGGAAGAGGAGAAUUCCACCUCAGCGUCCAGGAAAAAUAACCCCAUUGGAAGCAAUAGCGCUGCACGGAAGGUGUCUAAGAUGGGACACACCCUUGUGGACUCCGCAGCUACUUCACUGCCAACCGCACUCUCUCCCGGGAGGGCCGAUGAGAUUGACGACCCAGAUAUGAAACCCCUGAAGGUCCAGAUCACAGAGUACAAGGCUCUUUGCCAGGCUGCUGAGGUGGAGCGGGACAGGCUGAUAGAGAUGGUCAGCAUCCUACAGAAAAGGGUGGAUGACAGCGCGCUCAAGGUUUGGGAAGCAGAGAAGAAGCUUCAAGAACAGCAACGGAGGUGUAUCGCUCUAGAGCAGCAGUUUGAAAAAAUGAAAAUGGAGUCCAGGAAGAAUAGCAGCGCAGCAAAGGCCCAUUCAAAGGGCAAAGCAGUUCUGCACCCAGGUCCCUUUUUAACCACAGGCCCUGUAUCUACAGCUCAGCCACUCGGCAGCACCAGGCUGAGCUGGAAUCCAAGCGAUAGGAAAGAGCUUCCACCAGCACAGCUCUCGGAAGUGCCCCUGGAGUCCCAGAUAGAAGAACUGUCCACAAGGCUUGCAAUCCAAACGGAGGAGAACGAAGGCCUGAAGACUGCUUUGCAGGACACCGUGAAGACCAAAGAGGAAGACUUCUGGGUGUACCAGGAAACGGUGGGCCAGGUGAAGGAGAUCUUCCUGCAAGCAUUGAGGCAGCAGAAGCAGGACAGGAACUGAGCCACACCCGUCCAGAGCGCCCUGUGGAGGGAGGAGGUUAUCAGGGAACCCCAGCGUCCUUGGGAAUCACAUUGUUACACAUGGCCAGGUUUGUCGCCCCCAACUGAUAUUUAUUUAAAAACUUGCAGGAGGGAGUGAGACAUAGAACUGAGCUUGAUCCCGUUGAAGAUGCUGAUGCUGUAGCAAACUCUUUCCAGCCAGAGAAAGAGAGAGGUCAGCUCUUCUCAUCCAUAAUGAUGUAUAUGUAACUGUAUUUCGUGGAACUCUAGGCCUGUACGCUUUCAGGGCAAGUCUAGAACCUGGACGAGCUGCCCAUAAAAGACGCGCCUGUGUAGAAACAACUGGACCAACUUUAUGCGCCGGCCAUGCUGCUGUUCUUUAUUUGUAAA
Molecule: messenger RNA, 2552 nt
Organism: Elgaria multicarinata webbii
Lineage: Eukaryota; Metazoa; Chordata; Lepidosauria; Squamata; Anguidae
Gene: CCDC13
Product: coiled-coil domain containing 13
Exons: 15
Coding region: 1-2163 (720 amino acids)
Biological process (GO): cytoplasmic microtubule organization; non-motile cilium assembly
Cellular component (GO): centriolar satellite
Source: RefSeq, a predicted model, not a curated record